UCUUUCAUUCCUCCCCCCCUCCUCUUCUCCUCUUCGCGUGCUCCUCACCAAACGCAUCCCCUCACCGCGAGAUCUCCCCCCGAUCCGACCCUCCCACGACCACCGGCGUCAAGCCAAGCCAAGCCAUGGGCGGCAAGGAGCUGAGCGAGGACCAGGUGUCCUCCAUGCGGGAGGCGUUCUCGCUCUUCGACACGGACGGCGACGGCCGCAUCGCGCCCACGGAGCUCGGGGUCCUCAUGCGGUCCCUGGGCGGGAACCCGACGCAGGCGCAGCUCCGGGACAUCGCGUCGCAGGAGAAGCUCACGGCGCCCUUCGACUUCCCCCGGUUCCUCGAGCUCAUGCGCGCCCACCUCCGCCCGGAGCCCUUCGACCGCCCGCUCCGCGACGCCUUCCGCGUCCUCGACAAGGACGCCACGGGCACCGUCUCCGUCGCCGACCUCCGCCACGUCCUCACCUCCAUCGGCGAGAAGCUCGAGCCGCACGAGUUCGACGAGUGGAUCCGCGAGGUUGAUGUCGCCUCCGACGGCACCAUCCGCUACGACGACUUCAUCCGCCGCAUCGUCGCCAAGUAGCCUCCCCCCACCCGUCGAUCGAUGCGAUCGGUUUCAGACUCCUUCGUAUUUAAAUAACUCUUCAUGUGAUUUCGUUUGGUUAAUCCUAUGAUCUGAUUUGCUGCGGCGGCCGUUCUCUGAAUUUGAUUGAUACCCCGUAUGUUUUGUUUCGUGUGGCCUAGGGUUUGGAUUAUUAUUGGUGUGAUUAUGGAUAUUGCUGCAAUGUAAAGUGUGGAUCUGCUUUACUUUCUUUUUUUUACGGCUCUCUGGUUUGUGCUAGUUUAUGUAUUCAUGUUAAUAUAUUCAUUUAUUUACUGCAA
Molecule: messenger RNA, 871 nt
Organism: Brachypodium distachyon (stiff brome)
Lineage: Eukaryota; Viridiplantae; Streptophyta; Magnoliopsida; Poales; Poaceae
Product: probable calcium-binding protein CML7
Exons: 1
Coding region: 126-572 (148 amino acids)
Cellular component (GO): myosin II complex
Molecular function (GO): calcium ion binding
Source: RefSeq, a predicted model, not a curated record